AUGUUUCUGCCUUGUGUUUUGUUGGCUGUCUGUCUGUUGUGCUUUCUGAAUGGAAAUGUGCUUGGCUACGAAUAUGAAGUGGACUACUCAGUUUCUUAUUACAAUGAAAUCUCUGAGGAUAAGGGAAUGGGGACCACACCAAGUCCCUGUCAAUCUAAAGACCUCAGCAGGUGGGAUAAGCUUUUCAUCAUGCUGGAAGACUCCCAUAUGAGACAGAAUAUGCUACUGCAGAACGUUGAUGACAUGGUCAAGCAGGAUAUUCACUCUUUGAGGAAUGAGAUCCAACAGCUUUCCUCCAGUGGCAACAAAGCCUGCAUAAAAGCCUUAGAGAAUACCUGCAAGGGGAUUAGUGAACAGGUUAACUUCAGACUGGAUGAAGCCAUGGAUCAGUUCAAGGAGGCUGCAGACAGGCAGAAAACCCAAAACAACAUGACAUUACAGCAGCUGUUAGAGUUCAGCAAGAAUCAAGCAGCCCAGCUGACUAAACUGGAGAACAGUUACCUGCAAGGAGCAGGUCUUGGGCCCGCUGCCAUGAAAGCUUUCCCUACUAAUCCAAAGGAACAAGAGGCAAUCAGUUCGGACACAAGCAAACUAGAGAGAAUUCUCAUGGCAACAGCAUCAGACCUCCAAAAGGUCCAAGCCCAGUUGAACCUUUUCCAGAGAUCAGCUGCCUUGCGUUAUCUGCCCUCAGGCUGUGAGAUGGCUCUGCUAUUUCCCAUGCGCUCCCGUCACACCUUUGCAGCUGUUACACCUUCCAUGUCCCUCGCCUUGCGUUCGCUGACGAUUUGUCUGUGGGCCAAGCUGACCCAGUCUCUUGACAGAACGGUUCUCUUCUCGUACGGAACGAGAAAAAACCCGCAGGAGUUCCAAAUCCUUGUGGCUAAGCGUUCUGUAUUCCUCACAGUCGGCGGUGAGUCUCAUUUAGUGGAGGCCCAUGACAUAGUAACAGAUGGGCGAUGGGGACACUAUUGUGGAGUCUGGAGCUCUGAACAGGGUCUAGCUUCAUUGUGGGUCAAUGGGGAGAAGGUUGCCGGUUCUCCUGGGGUGGCGGAGGGACACACCCUGCCCGACGGAGGCACCACGCUGCUGGGACAGGAGAGGAGCCGAACUGGCUUCAACAGGGAUUUUGACCCAUCUGUUGCUUUUACGGGCAAGAUGACAGCAGUGAACAUGUGGGAUCACGUGCUGGAUGCUGACAGGAUCCGACAAUACGCAAAACACGAUGGAUCCUGUGAUGUCCGGGGAAACGUGAUUGGAUGGGGUGUUUCAGAGAUCAUUCCGCACGGGGGUGCUCAGUAUAUUAACUGA
Molecule: messenger RNA, 1308 nt
Organism: Chanos chanos (milkfish)
Lineage: Eukaryota; Metazoa; Chordata; Actinopteri; Gonorynchiformes; Chanidae
Gene: ptx3b
Product: pentraxin 3, long b
Exons: 3
Coding region: 1-1308 (435 amino acids)
Biological process (GO): innate immune response
Molecular function (GO): complement component C1q complex binding
Source: RefSeq, a predicted model, not a curated record